UAUUGGUCACUAUUAUAUAGUUCUGAAUCUGCUGUUGCAAGUUCAAAUACCUAGAACUGCAUAUGCGUGAAUAUGACACUACAUGAACAUUGACACUACAUAUAGACAACAGUUUAACUUGGAAUGCCUAAACUUAUGGAAUUGUCAAGAAACCCGUGAGAAGCCGCUAGGAUGCUCUUUUAUAUAAUGCUGCUCUUCCUGCUUCCAGGUCUGCUGCUUCUUUUAAGACGAGUUCUUGGUAAACGAUUGCUUCCAAAGAUCGGACUUCCACCCCCUGUAGUCUCAACAAAAAAUGGACAGGUGAUGGGUUCUUGGAGUUACAGUGGAAAAGGAAAUAGAAUGUUCGCGAAUUUUCAAGGGAUUCCGUAUGCCAAGCCCCCCUUGGGAAAACUCAGAUUUUUGAGACCUGAGCCUGUGGAGAACUGGGAGGGAGUGAAGGUUUGCACUAAAUCCAUAGAAUUCGUUCAGAAAAAUAUCUUCAAGAAAGGAACACCAAGUAUUGGAAACGAGAAUGCGCUGGUUUUAAACAUUUACUCACCAAAUUUGAAGGGAAAUUUUCCAGUUCUUGUUUUCAUUCAUGGGGGAGGUUUUACCAGUGGUUCCAAUUCCUCCAUGUUGUAUGGUGGCGAGCAUUUUAUGGAUAAAGAAGUUGUUUUAGUAGCAAUAAAUUACAGACUCUCAGUUCUCGGGGGAUUGUUUUUAGACGGAGAUAAAGUUCCUGGAAACCAGGGGAUGAGAGAUCAAGUUCUAGCUUUAAGGUGGAUUCAGGAUAAUAUCGGGCCAUUCGGAGGAGACAAGGAUAGGGUCACAAUUUUCGGAGAAUCUGCAGGUGGUAUGAGUGUGAUGAAUCAUAUUCUUUCUCCGAUGUCAGCUGGACUUUUCAGUGCUGCAAUAUCACAGAGUGGGGAUUCUACCUCUCCCUUCUGCUGUUCAAGUAAACACCCAGCACAUUAUGGAUACAAGUUAGUUGAGAAGCUGGGAAUAAAUCCUAAAGCUCCGAUUGAUGAAAUACUUCUUCAACUUCAGAGACGGGAUGCCCAUGAAAUCCAAGACCAAGGAUAUAUGUUUGAAGAAUUUGUCAGAGCACCACUUCCAUUCAAGCCGAUUGUGGAUGGAGGACUUGUUCCCGAUCCCUUUCUACCUGAAGAACCUAUGGACCUCUUGAGAAAAGGCAAGUUUAACAAAGUUCCCUUUAUCACUGGAACUAAUAAGGAUGAGGGUCUUUUACUGAAGGCCUUUUAUCUGGCUGCGCCUGGAGGAAAAUCUAACUUUAAAACAGCCUGGGACAAAUUCAACACUAUUGGACCUCUUGCUUUCUUUGCCAAGGAAAGAGAUGAAGUUACAGCUGAAGAAUCUAAAGCUUGCGAAAACUAUAAAAAGAAAUAUUUUGGAGAAACUCCAUUUUCACACCAGGGUAGAGGAGCGGAAGGUUUAGUGAAAAUGUACGGGGAUAUGCUGUUUGCUGCUCCAACUGAUAGAACUUCAAGGUGA
Messenger RNA from Eurytemora carolleeae, 1491 nucleotides. RefSeq names its product cholinesterase 1. The coding region runs from base 172 to 1491 and encodes 439 amino acids. Lineage: Eukaryota; Metazoa; Arthropoda; Copepoda; Calanoida; Temoridae. The record is from RefSeq and is a predicted model, not a curated record. The transcript is spliced from 22 exons.